Molecule: messenger RNA, 2455 nt
Organism: Pecten maximus
Lineage: Eukaryota; Metazoa; Mollusca; Bivalvia; Pectinida; Pectinidae
Exons: 4
Coding region: 1-462 (153 amino acids)
Source: RefSeq, a predicted model, not a curated record
AUGGUAUUUGACUAUGUGGAUAUAAAUGUUACCUGUGAAGCGCCUUCUCCAGGGUUAAGAACAACAAAGGGGACGACGACGACGACGACGACGACGACAACAGCAACAACAACAACAACCCAACCAUUAACAACUACAUCAACACCACCAACAGUAUCACCAGCUGUACCUCCAGCUGAUGUCAUAUGUGGGUGUUGUAAAUGCAAUGAUCCCGCUUUCCCAUUAGCCGCCGUGAUUGUCCCCAUAGUGGUGUCCGUACUGGUGGUGGCUUUGGGUACGGCAGUAAAUAUAAUUCUGUAUAGACGGCGUAUUACGUUAGUCAAUGAACCGAAACCUGGUGGGAUGACCUCAACAGACCCUGUCCACUACGAUAGUCUUGACCAGUCACGUGUUGAACUCCCAAAUACGUACGAGGAAAUAUCUACCAGACAAACUUACGUCAAUAUGGCGGUGGAUACUUAAAUAUAACCAUCUCAUUAGUGUGUCGGAGCGUACAAGUCAUGCUGAAUUCUCUUCGUCAAUGAUAUCUAUACCUACAGAAAACAUUACAUAUCAACGAAUUUCUCUCUUUCCGUUGUGUUUAUAAAGAUAUUCGUUUUCCAUAAUUUUGCUUGAUAUGUAACAACGGUCUCAGUACUUAAAAUUAAAACCAACAGGAAAGGGCAAAGGUAUUUAUUGAGAGGUCUUCUUGAACAAUCGGUGCAUUAUAGGAUUUAUCUUAACAGCAAUGUGCAAUGGUAGUGUUUAUUUCAGCACAGACACUAGCAUAUUGGCAAGAUGACCCUUUAUCCAACAUGAUUAAUUGGAGCUUUAUCAACAAAAGGAAAACACUUUCCAUUGAAAAUCCUACGCAGCUAUUUUUUCGGAGUUUUAAAUCCAGCCAGCUACUUCAAGUGAAUACAUGUUCCUUAUACAGAUAGCAUUGUACAUUUGUCUGUAUUUGGAUAUUCCAAGAUAAAGGCACUUAUAGUCACUUUAAUCAUGGUUUGUUCGCAUAAUUACAUUUCCUGUUUAUAAAAAGAAGUACUAGGCUUCAUUGACAUUCAGCAUAUAUAACCGUACUUACGAUUUAUCCGAUUUUCCAAAAUACGAAACAAUGUUCGAUCACUGUUCUUUCAAAACACUGGAUAAUGAGAAGGAUGUUGUUCAACUUUAUAUAAACGUCUUACUACCAUUAUUAUUACAGUUAAGGCAAGGCUGUAGACCUUUUGGCAAAUGGAAUAUUGUUUUUGAAAAACACUUGAUUAAUCUUGAACAUCCUUUCCUAAGAAACGUUUCUAUUUUCUAUCAAAACAUUAGAUUGUUUUCUACUCUUUACACCACACUCCCAAUUUCAAACUUAAGGAACGUUUUGAUUCUCUUGUGAUGAAAGCUUUCUUUUCAAAUAUAUAAUUAUAUUUUUUUUAAAGUACAUAGCUGUGAACUAGAUGGGAGCACACAUGUAUUUCAUUUAACAUACGAAAAGUGGACAAAUAAAAUGAGAAAGUGAGAAUGAUGGAAUCUUCGUUGUGUUGGUAUUGGUGACCAGAUCCUCCAAAACACUAUUACAUACCCAAGGGAAUAAAACUGUAAAACCGUCAAUAUCACCUGGAGGUAAGGAUGUGACAAGUCGAGGCAGGUUACAAAUAAGAUGUAUGAUAAGCGUGUGAAUUUCAUGUUUCCCAAAUGCGGAUUCUCAAUUAUUUCUAGAUAGUGACAUUCCUAAGGAGUUUAUAGGUAAGGUACGCUUUCGUAACUUAGCUAGACGAGGCUAAAGGGAAGUAACUCGACUUAGCAAAUAAAUCUCUUUCACUCAUCUUAAUUAAAUCAAAGUUUUCUCAUCAUUUAACAUUUGGUAUAAUAUGUUUUUCAUGAUUGUUCAACCAUUCUGGAAGUGUUUGAGAAAAAAAACCAUAUUGUCCAAUUGAUUUUCCGACACAUGUAAAAACCUUUAUCAUCUUAUUUUUAUUCUGAAAGACAUUCCUCUAGAUAUAACAAUUCGGACUCAAUUUCGUAUCAGAUAGCACCGUCAUCCUUCAGAAGGCCCUUAACAAACUAGCGAUCACAUGUACAGGGGAGUACAAGAUGGACAUGUUCUGCUAUUACUCCAUCAUGAAUGAUAUGACAUAUUAUUUAUCCAAUCUCUUACUCUUACCGAUUUAUCACAACCAGGAUAACCAAUUCUUACGAUAAUCACUCUAUUCUGAAAAGAGAAAAGAUCAGAGUAAAUCGUUCUCAUAGCCCUAGGUCUAAACAGGUGAAUACGUAUUAUCAGGUAUGCUCCUUUGUACUUGAAUUGAUUUGGCAUAAAUAUAUCAAUGAUGUGACAACAACGACAAAAUAUUUUAUUGGUGAUGACAGGUAACCACAAAUCACUGGUAUCAGUUUGUAAUUUUAUAAACAUAGCAAUUUUAAUGAUCUGUUAUUAUACAAUUGAGAAAAAAACUCGUCAUUAAAGUAUGGAAUAAAAAACUAA